Lampris incognitus (smalleye Pacific opah) is the source of this 1576-nucleotide messenger RNA. It is a transcript of the gene adra2db, whose product is annotated as adrenergic, alpha-2D-, receptor b. Gene Ontology annotation, biological process: regulation of smooth muscle contraction; regulation of vasoconstriction; adenylate cyclase-activating adrenergic receptor signaling pathway. Gene Ontology annotation, cellular component: membrane. The record is from RefSeq and is a predicted model, not a curated record. Lineage: Eukaryota; Metazoa; Chordata; Actinopteri; Lampriformes; Lampridae. Gene Ontology annotation, molecular function: alpha2-adrenergic receptor activity. The transcript has a single exon. The coding region runs from base 50 to 1363 and encodes 437 amino acids.
GGGCUGCGAAAAUAACCAACAUGACACGGGGGAGCAGAGCGCGAAGAAAAUGGAUUUAACGCAGUUUAACUCGUCUACGGAAAACGUCUCCAAAGAGGAGAAUGGCACGAGCGCACCCGUCAAUCUGCCGCCUCACACCGAGGUGGCCGCCGCGCUCAUCAUCUUCGUGGUAACGGCGAUAAUUUCGGUGACCAUCGUCGGCAACGUGCUGGUCAUCGUGGCGGUCCUCACCAGCCGGGCUCUCCGUGCGCCUCAGAACCUGUUCCUGGUCUCACUGGCGUCCGCGGACAUCCUCGUAGCCACUCUGGUCAUCCCGUUCUCCCUCGCCAACGAGGUCAUGGGCUACUGGUACUUUGGUAGCACCUGGUGCGCCUUCUACCUGGCUCUGGACGUGCUCUUCUGCACUUCGUCCAUCGUGCACCUGUGCGCCAUCAGUUUGGAUCGCUACUGGUCUGUCACUAAAGCCGUCAGCUACAACCUAAAGCGGACACCCAAGCGCAUCAAGACGAUGAUAGCCGUGGUGUGGAUUAUCUCGGCCGUCAUCUCGUUCCCGCCGCUCCUCAUGACCAAGCACGACGAACGGGAGUGCUUGCUAAACGACGAGACGUGGUACAUCCUGUCCUCCUGCCUGGUGUCCUUCUUCGCUCCAGGUCUCAUCAUGAUACUGGUCUACUGUAAGAUCUACAAAGUGGCCAAGCAGCGCUCCUCCACCGUGUUCGUGGCCAAGAACGGCCUCGAGCGGCAGCCGUCCCAGUCGGAGACCUGCUUCGUCAGGAAGGACCGCUGCGAGACGGAGAGCCCCAGCAGCCAGAGCUCCGUCGGCAGCCAACACCAGCAGAACCACCAGCAGCAGCAGCAGCAGCCUCGCCAGCAAGAAGAGCUGGACGACAUUGACCUGGAGGAGAGCUGCUGCGCGUCGGAUAGCAAGCCGCGGAACCACCGCUUCGCCAAGCGGCGGAAGGUGGAGGGGUCGGACUGCUGCGCGCCGCAGAACUGCCGCCUGUCCUGGGCGUCGGCGCGGCGCGCCUCGCAGCUCCUCUCGGAGCAAAGGAGCGCAGCCGGUCGCCAGCAGCUGACGGCGGCCAACAAGACUAAAGUAGCCCAGAUGCGGGAGAAGCGUUUCACCUUCGUGCUGGCGGUGGUGAUGGGGGUGUUUGUGCUCUGCUGGUUCCCUUUCUUUUUCACCUACAGUCUGCACGCGGUGUGCCGAGAGAGCUGCUACAUCCCCGGCGCGCUCUUCAACCUCUUCUUUUGGAUAGGUUACUGCAACAGCUCCGUCAACCCCAUCAUAUACACCAUCUUCAACAGGGAUUUCAGAAAAGCGUUCAAGAAAAUUGUCUGCAGAACUUCUAAACGCACAUAAAGUGGAGGGGGGGGGUAAAAGGGGCCUUAAUUGGGACGAGUCCGUGCCUCCUUCUCAUUCGGCAGUGUAAAGAAAUGAAUUCCUCCCGGUAAUUUGGCUGGUCUGAUUAUUGUCCCAAAACGGAACAUUUUCAUGUAAAUAGUCUCAUAGGAGUAAUUAUCUUGUUGUCGUGCUCAGUUGUCUAGAUGUUGAAUAAAAUGUAAAGAGAGAAAA